Bicyclus anynana (squinting bush brown) is the source of this 5669-nucleotide messenger RNA. RefSeq names its product calponin homology domain-containing protein DDB_G0272472 (gene blo). The transcript has 11 exons. Lineage: Eukaryota; Metazoa; Arthropoda; Insecta; Lepidoptera; Nymphalidae. The coding region runs from base 416 to 5104 and encodes 1562 amino acids. The record is from RefSeq and is a predicted model, not a curated record.
ACUUAUUCAGUCGACCUCGAGGGAUUGAGGAGAACGGUCGCUGGUUGAUCGGUCACCAUCUUGUAACUUACUGCGCGCCAAAUGUGUUGUGUUUAACUUUGAUGUCUAUAUAGUGUUUCAGUGUUAUAACAAGUGUUACAAGAAAUACUCUUAACUAUUUGUUUCCAGUACUGCGUUUUAGACCACUUUCGGCGAUUGCUUGUGGUUUGUGAGUGUUUGUUUUCGCCUUUGCCGGAUACGGUUUUUUCGAACAUGAUGCGGCUGCGUAUCAAAAUAUUAUUUUGAAUAAAAGAGAAAGCAGAUAUGGGAAUAGAUUAAAGAGAUAAAUAUGUCGAUGACACCGAAACUGAAAUCGUCGAAUUAGUCGAUACCAAUCGCCAACCGAGGUACCAAAACACCGGUACCUCUGAAACCGAUGUCCAAUGAAACUGGUAUCAAGGCAGAGACCGCGCAAGUUAGCGAUGGGGUAGCUAAAACCGAGACCAAAGGUACCGAAACAAAGGAGAAAGAGGGAAAACAGAGAUCGGUGUCAUUUAAUAGGGACGUACACGUGAAACGAUUCGGUAAACCGCGUGAGCGGGGCACCUCAUCUGACCAGCCACCAUCGAUACGAAAAGAACCUUUCACACAUCUAUCCGAACAAGAACUAAUAAACGAAGCUAACAAAGUCAUUGCACAAGCGAAGAGUGUUACUUGCACAUCAAAUCAUCCACCAGAUAAGUUCUAUUCCCUGCCACAUAGAAGAAAGUUUAGGGAAGACAAACCUAUAAUUAGUGACGACGGCAGCCUUUUAGAAAACAAUAGCAAAACUCCACUCGGACGAUCAACAAGUGAUGUAAGUCCAAAAAGGAAAAAAGAACGGACUUCACUUUCAACACUUUUUCGAAGAGCAAAUCGAACCAAAAGCCCAGAUUCACCUGUUGUUGUCACUACUAAACCUGCUGUAAUAGUUAAAAGAAGCAAAAGUGACGUAACAGACCUAAAAUCAAACACUAAUCUAAAUAAAAAUAAGCCAAUUCGUAAAAGAUCUGGUAGUGAAACAGAGGAAUUUCUUAAAUCCUUACGAAAUAAGAAAACUCAACUGUCACCUAUUAUUGAAAGUUCACCUCGUGAAGAUUAUUUUAAAAAAACUUCACCAUUAGACCUCUUACAAAACGAAAAGAUUUCUGAGAAAGGUAGCACUAAAUCUGAAGACCAUCAUUCAAUAGAUAGUAAGAAGGUAAAUCCAAUUGAAAAACCUCCUCGAGCUAAGCUUCAAGAUAAACAGGAACUAAAAACAGAACGUAUUAAUAUUGAAAAUAAAUCGGAGAAAGAACCGUCUCCACCAAUCACCGAAACUCCUAAACGAGUAACCGAAAUAAAAAAGACCAAUCUCAUUAAUGAAACAGAUUUCACUAAAACGCAAGAAUCUCCCAACGAGGUUAAAGACAAAAUUAAAGAAAGCAUCAGAAAAUUAGAAGAAAACGUUUAUGGUGAAACUGAAAUGAAACAUAGCAGUCAACAACCUCCUGAAAAGCCACCAUUAACUAGAGGUCACACUGUUGACCAAAUUGUGCGAAUACUAAAAGAAGACCAACACUCUCCUCCUCCCAAAUCUCAUUUGAUUUCACCAUCGAACGGCACUAACAUUAAUCAACCAUUUUCAUAUACAAAACCGAGUACUAGUCCUGAUCCUAAUCUAUUCGUUAGAGCUAAUAGUCCUGAUAGAGUACCAAGUCCUAUUAACAAAAUGACAGCUAAAGGAAUAGUAUAUGCCCAAGUUAUUAAAGAUAAUGGUGAUAUUCGCCCUCAAUUUCCUAAACAAACAAUGCACAAAACUUUUUCUCCUUCUAGAGAUAAGUACUGCAGUUUAUCUGACGAAGACGAAGGUCUUGGCUAUGAAGAAAGAUAUAAAUAUUCUGCGGAGCGAAUAAAUGAUUACGACCAUAAAAACAAUGACAGCGGUUUCAAUAACAAUGGCAGUUUUAAUAUCAAAGAAUCACCCAUAAGACCAAGAUUUAGAGAAUACAAGCUAAUGAGUUUUGAGGACUUUGAACCAACUUAUGCUAAUGGAUGUACGGACAAAGAACCUGAAUUCCAUAAACCCAUGCACAGUUAUAGGGGUAGAGCUGACGGAAUGGAUACUAAGAAGAAAACAUUUGAAUCCGAUACAAAAUUAAAUUUGGAUUUUAAUGAGCUAAGUCACAGACGAGAGCUUUUAGAAUCUCGUUUAAAUGCUAGACGACACGAACGUGAAAGAAUCAAUUUAAACGAACCGAUUACCAAAUAUAUUGUUGAAACUGAUCCUAUAUAUGAGGCAGAGAAGCGUAUGAAGCAAACAGAAAAAUAUGUGAACGAUACUGUAAAAUACUAUCGCCAUACGUUAGAAAGAGAUGGAUUUGAAAGUACUAUAGCAGAAGAUUAUAAAUAUGACACCGAUAGUCAGAAUAUUAAAUAUAAUACAGAAUCACGAUCUUUUCAUAAAGUACCUAAAGGUGAAAUAGACAGACGUGAAUUCAUUGAUAAUUUGGAACCAGCCAGAUAUAAAGAAGAGAGGAAAGUAUUUCCACCUGAACCUGAGUACGAACCACCAAGCCUUGAAUCGAAUCCUGGAAAGCCUAUAUCAUCUCCAAAUGAAUACAAAGAAAAGAAGUACAGAGUGAAAAAGCACUUUACGUCUAGUCAUGAUCUUGUUCAGGGAGGUCAGAAAUAUAAAAUAAAAGAUGACUGGUUUGGUAAAAGAAAAGGUCACUACGCUUCAAAUCCUGAAAUAGCACAAGAGAGAGAGGAUGAUUAUGCUAAUCUUGCUUAUAAGCCAAAACAUGAAUCGUAUCAUAAUUCAUUACGCCGAGUGAAAAGUAAAGACAUCAAGAUUCAUAACAGCGUACGCCGACACGAUUCAGGUGACAGCAGGGACUACUACCGAGAAGAAAAAUCGCCACGACGUUUUGAUUUUGACAGUCGUUUGGUUGACUCUGGAAUAGAAAAUGACUUUAGACAUAAUUCUAAUGGAGAAAUACAUAGGUCUAGGCAUAGGCGUCAUGAAAGUGAUGAUGAUGCACAAAAUACUUCACUAUUUUUAGCAAGCGAAAGGCAACAUACAGAAGAUAACUAUCCGAGUGAACAAAUUUAUGCGAAUGGGGAGCAUUUGGCAAACUACCGAGGUUACAGGGAAGAAAAUAAAAAGGAAUUCAUUUCAAGAGACAGAAGCGCCGAAGAUAGCUCACUGCUAGCGCCUAAACUCCAUCGUGAUGAGAAAAGCCCGAGCAGACAGGAUGAAAAAGUCAGUGCGAAGCCGCCAAAAGCAACUAAAAAGCUUUCUGGACUUGAAAAGAUGAAACAGCUGUUCUCUCGUGACUCUUCUAAGAAGAGUAAGAAAGAGAAAGAAGUAGUCCAGCCAAAAACUCGCACUCGGGUGCUCAAGAGCCCUGAACAUCUUGCCAAAGACGACCCUGAGUAUAGAAGGUACACAGACCCGGAGCCUAGUGACCUAGAUGUAAGAAAAAGAGAUGACCUUAUAGAAGAGAAGAGAUACAGACGGUCGAGGGAAGAUCUAGAUAGAUACAGGAGCUCAGAUCCUCGAGAAAAUAUAGAAAGGAGAAGAGAAGAAAAAUACAGAGAUUCUGAUAUUGAAGGAAGAUCUGAAAGAACAUCAAAAGAAAACAGACUAGAAACCAGGCGAUACAAAGAGCACCGCGAGGAAAAGAGACGUUACAACUCAUCAGACAGAGACAGCGAUCAUCGGCAGUCCGAUGUAGAAAGUGAUCGACGAAGAACCAGAUCUAGCACUGCUGGGGCAUUGGAUUCGCCUGCACUAGCUCAAAGAUAUCGCGAAAGGCGUAGACUGGCAACCCCCAGUCCAACGCCUUCGCCGCCGCGUCGCGAGCCGGCCGUGCAGUCCUCGGGCAACUGGUUCAAAUCCAUCGACAGACUCGGCAAGAAGCGAGAGAAGAACUCCAAAGUCGAAAAAGAAAGCGUAAUUACCACAGAAGACGAAUCCAGCCGCCGCGUCUGGUCGAAACCAAGCAAACCAUUGAACUCUCCGGCGAAAAAUCUUCGAUUCUUCGGUGACACCGACCACGAAUCCGACACAAAUGUAAAACGGUCAGUCACUAAGACGAAGAGCCAUCCAACGAAAACCCAUGGAACCUUACGAAAGACCAUAUCAAACUCAAGCGCUGGUCUGGACGAAGUCGACCACAGUGAGUUGUCCAGCAAGAGUCACUCAUUAUCUAACUUGCACAAAGACAAGAGCGAAUCACCGAACACUAAGGAGUAUUAUAAAAGGAACUUGAAAAAUAUAUCAGAGGUCCAGAGUAAUUCGGAGAGCGAAAGUCAAUUCGGGAAGAGAAUGGCUUCCAAGCCGCCCAUAAGUCCAUACGAAAGGUCGAGGAGUCACAGUAGCUCGAAGACUCUUAAAGCAAGCAAGGGAGACGUGAGGAGACACAGGGGUGACGACAGAGGAAGUUCGUCAGAAUUGAGGAGCAGUAAACCGGAGCUAAGCAGAGAUUUAAAACCACACCGUCGCACACCAGUGGCGCACUCCGGGGAGAGCAGCACCGAGGGAGACUCCAGCCAUCAGUCGCAACGCAGCGUGGUGUACCUGCACGCCACUACUGUCGGAGACAUCCCAGACCCAGGUCGGGCUCGCAACCGGUCCAGAGACGACGUCUCGUCGCUCAUGUCUUCCAACGUGCAAGUGCGGAGCACCACAAAGAGCUUCUCCCUAUUCGCGCCCUGGACCCCGCGCCACCACAGCGAACAAUACGACGUGCACUACGCACAAAAACCGCGAAAAAGUAAAAAAGAAGUCAGACGUGAUGAGAAACCGCUGCAGAAGAAAUCCUACAGCCAAACAACCUUAAACCGACGUCCUAACAGCCAAAAUAGACUAACAAGUUCGAGUACAACACUUUAUCGACAGAAAAGGGGUAAAGAGAACGAUAUCACUCAAAACACGAUAUCCCGCAAGGGAGCGCCCGAGAAGAAAAGUCAAUCGAGCGAGAUAUUGAAUAGGGAUGAUCGGGAAAGAGUGUCUCGAUCCAUAUCCAUUCCGAAGGACAAAAAGGCUGGAUGGUUCAAAUUGUCGAAGACCAAAAAACAAGAAAAUACCCGCGUACGUUAAACAUUGUAAAAUUUGUAUUAAAGCCUAUAUUUAAUCAAAAAAGUAUGGCACAAUUAUAAAAAAGAUAAUCUAUUUACAAAUACAGUUGAGCUUUUAAUAAAAUUUACAAUUGACUGCGUUUAAUGUCAUACUAAUUAAUUUAAUUUGUCAAUAAUUGCAUAUUAUACUUAAAUUUAUUUUCUGUAUACUUUUCGUUCUAAUCUUCUAAAUAAUUAAUCGUAAUUUCAUAAUUAUUAAAGGUUACUUAACAGAGUGCCAUUGCAAUAAAACGUAAACGUUACCAAUUCUUAGUUUUAUAACUAAUUUAAAAUUUAAAAUUAUGUAACAUAGUGCUUCUACUUUACUAAUAAAAAUGAGAAAAUUCUUAUCUUAGCUGUUAUUUUGAUUUUGUGUCCAGAUCUCUAUUUUAAAAAUAUCACCUAAUUAAUUCUAUUAUUAUAUUUGGAUGGAAAAAAUAUGAGGGACAAUAUUGGAGUUAAGAAGUUGUUGCAUAAGUAAACAGAAAAUUUUAAAAUGUAUUAAUUUUAGAAUAAUCUUAAAAUAAAAUUUCUAAUUAUCCAAAUUA